AAGGUUAAGGUGCCCCAAGGUGGGUAUAUCCACCGAUAUCCUCGCACACGCUCCGAUAAAAUCCUAGACGGAGGAAUAAAGCUGAGCGCGCGAUCGAAAGGGAACGCUGGAUUCUACGAUUGGCCCGACGCGCCACACCGCUCCGCGUCACGCAACGCGAGAUAUAUAAUUCGAUCUUUGCCUUUGUACUCUAGUUUUGCCUACGCGCGUUUACGUGGGUACGUGUCGUGCACCACUGGAAACGGCGACAUGCUGCCCGUCAAGAUUACCCUGCUGUUUGGACUUGUGACGCUUUUAAAAUUAUCGGCAGCAGCACCAGACAGCGCAGGGAUAGUGGAAAUGGUGAAUGGAUUGGCGUACGGUGGGAUUCCUUACGGAAGCGUAAGCGGCAUGGUCGCCAAGUAUCCGGGAUACAGGCAGAUUAAUGCUGAAGCUAGAGAAUUUGAGAACAUUUUGAGCAACACUCAACGGCCAGUAAUAAUCACGCCGAAUUUCCGAGCGACCCGUCUGAUGGGCAUUUCGCCUCGACCUGUGCAAAUUUACAAUCUUCCCGGUGUCAUCGCCCCCGGUAUCGUCGGCACAAUCAGCCAGAUCGGCUAUUAGUUUGCCGGACUGUUAGAACGACCAGGCCAUCAAUCAUCAAAUGCAUACAUCAUUUACUCGAGUCUUUUCUCUCCUCAUGAAACUCUUCAGCGAAGAACGCACGUCAAGCCACCCACAUUGCGUUUUACGGCACGAUAUUAUGCAUUAUGAUACAAAGUAGAGACGCUCGGAUGAAGCAUUAUUAGUUUGUGGUUUUCGCCGAAUUAAUUUACGCCAAAAUUAAAGCUGCCACGAUUCUCGCGUAAAUUAUCCGUAAUUAUGAACAAUAGAAAAUAUUCAUUAUUUAAGAAUAUAUUCUCGUAAGUUUUAAUUGAAGACCGAAACUUUGCGACACAACCUUUUAUAUACUUUUAUGUACUGUACGUUGUUUUGUAUUUUUAUACUAUACUACAUUUAUUGCCAUAUUAAUCUCGAUAUUAGUUAUCGAGAUUUAAUGGGUAACAAUGAAUGAAUAUAUAUAUAUAUAUAUCUGCUCAA
Wasmannia auropunctata (little fire ant) is the source of this 1080-nucleotide messenger RNA. RefSeq lists its product as uncharacterized. Lineage: Eukaryota; Metazoa; Arthropoda; Insecta; Hymenoptera; Formicidae. The transcript is spliced from 3 exons. The record is from RefSeq and is a predicted model, not a curated record. Bases 250 to 603 code for a protein of 117 amino acids.